AUGGUAGGCUUUGCAGCUCGGAUCAGAAUGCACUUUGGUCAGAGUGGUUUCUUGACAUACAUCAUCACCAUAACCAUAGGUCCUGCAUUCUUUAGUGCUGCAAUCUACCUCUGCCUCGCUCGAAUCAUCACAGUCUAUGGACGGAGUUAUUCUCGCUUCAGCCCCCGCACAUAUACCAUCACCUUCAUGCUCUUCGACUUUAUUGCGCUUGUCCUUCAAGCCACUGGUGGUUCUAUGCUCGGCAGCGAUGAGCGAGAUACAUUCAACAUUGGUCUCGCGAUCAUCAAGACUGGACUAGCGGCGCAUUUAGCAGCUAUCUCAAUAUUUGUGAUUUUGGCAAGUGAGCUUGCAUAUCGCAUCUUUCGCCGUCAAGAGGACUGGGACCCCAAGUUUCAUCAGCUGCAACGAUCCUGGAAGUUUAACCUGUUUCUGUCUUGUCUCACAAUCGCUACCGUCACUAUUCUGAUCCGAACGUCGUACCGGGUUGCUGAGCUGAGUGCUGGCUACCAUAGCGCUCUAGCGGAGAACGAGACCGCCUUUAUGCUUCUUGAAGGCAUGAUGAUCGUCAUUGCCACGAGCGCGCUCGCGAUUGGUCAUCCCGGUCCCUCGUUCCAGGGCCGCUACCAAGACGCUGAUUUCCAGCUGAAGAAAGAAGAUCAUGCUGAGGAAGCUUCCAAGUCUGAUUGCAACUCCCAGGAGCUUGCGUAA
This is a messenger RNA of Fusarium tjaetaba, 708 nucleotides long. Its product is annotated as RTA. Bases 1 to 708 code for a protein of 235 amino acids. The record is from RefSeq and is a predicted model, not a curated record. Gene Ontology annotation, cellular component: plasma membrane; fungal-type vacuole. The transcript is spliced from 3 exons. NCBI's taxonomy places the organism in Eukaryota, Fungi, Ascomycota, Sordariomycetes, Hypocreales, Nectriaceae.